Molecule: messenger RNA, 1512 nt
Organism: Artibeus jamaicensis (Jamaican fruit-eating bat)
Lineage: Eukaryota; Metazoa; Chordata; Mammalia; Chiroptera; Phyllostomidae
Product: low affinity immunoglobulin gamma Fc region receptor II
Exons: 8
Coding region: 114-1076 (320 amino acids)
Biological process (GO): cell surface receptor signaling pathway
Molecular function (GO): transmembrane signaling receptor activity
Source: RefSeq, a predicted model, not a curated record
UCACUUCCGCUUUUGGACUUCAGAGCCGGCCGGUCCCCUGGGGUGCAACCAGUGAAACCUGCCGAGAGUCCAGGCUGGCCUGCCGGUGCCUCCGGGACACGGCUGCAGGGGCGAUGGGGGUUCCCGCCGUCCUGCCCCUCCCUGCUGCCGCGAGUGACCGGGCUGGCUGCCCGUCCUGCUGUCCUUGGGGCCGCAUGCUGCUGUGGACAGCCCUGCUAGUCUUGGCUCCCUUGGCCUCCGCAGCCGGGACUCCCAGCCCACAGGCAGGUCUCCCGAAGGCCGUGGUGCGCCUGGAGCCCCCCUGGUUCAACGUGCUCCGGGGGGACAGCGUGACUCUGCACUGCCAGGGGCCCCACGGCCCCGGGGACGGCCCCACCCAGUGGUCUCGUGACGGGACCCCCAUCCCGACCCAGGUCCAGCCCCACUUCAGCUUUAAGGCCACCGUGAACGACACUGGGAACUACAGGUGCCAGACUGACCAGACCGGCCUCAGCGACCCUGCGCACCUGAACGUCACUUCUGACUGGCUGCUGCUGCAGACCCCGCGCCUGCUGCUGCGGGAGGGCGACCCCCUCGUGCUGAGGUGCCACAGUUGGAAGAGCCAGCCCCUGUUCAAGAUCUCGUUCUUCCAGGACGGCAUAGCCAAGUGGUACUCCCCCGCCAAUUCCAGCUUCUUCAUCCCACACGCUAACGUCAGCCACGGCGGCAAGUACCACUGCUCCGGAUUCAUGGGGCGGAACAGGCACGAGUCCCACCCUGUGCGCAUCGAUGUCCAAGGUGUCCCAGAAGCAGCAGCCAGUGAGAACCUCUUCCCGGUGAUCAUCACUGUGGCCGUGGUGGCCGGCAUCGCUGCAGUGGCCGGUGUGGCUGCCAUGGUGGCCUGGGUCUGCCUCAGGAGGCACCGGAGCGCAGGAGCCCCUAAGAGCAGGGAAGUGGGAGAGACCCCACCCGAGGAACCAGCCAACCUCACCCACGCUGAAGAGGCUGCCAAAGCGGAGGCCGAGAACACCAUCACCUACUCCCUGCUCAUGCACCCGGAGGAAGACGCAGGGCUCUCGGAUUACCAGAACGUGUAGCCGUGGGGGCGAGAGCCGGGCAGGCCGGGUCGGUCUUCCGGCCCCACGAGACGCCCCCGAGGUUCCCAAGGAGCAGGACUCUUCGGGGGGAGCGUCCCCCACCCUGAUGCCCAGGCUCCUGUCCCGAGGGCCAUGGACAGCGCCCGCCCCAGCCUCGGCACCGGCCACCGUCACAUGUCCUCGGUCAGUGUCCACGUGGCCAGUAAGCAGCCAACACAACAUGCUUUUAUUAAGACAGUGUCGCCACACGGGAAGCGCUUGUGUUACACGUUACACGGGAAACAUUACAUGAGUGUCUGAUUUCAGAUGUGACGGACAGAGUCACACAGGCCAGCAUGUUAAAGCGGUUGUUUCGGGGAGAUGCGGUUUGAGGACGUUCCUUUCUUUCCCUCUACACAGCAUGUAUCAAUUUUAUAAUAAAGCACGUGAAACAACA